GUCAGCUCAUAGGACUCACAGAGUACAUGCGCACAUCAAAAAUAUCCGUAAGCAACAAGGAGCGCUUCGCCCCACUGGGCUCCCAUCUCUCGGUCACUCGGCAGAGUCCCUCAGGUACUCGGGCUGCACCCAUCCAUCCAUCGACAGCCAACACACGUCCACACCAAUCAAUGCACGUGACAAGGCAGGCAGAGCCACUCAUACCUUGAUGAUGAGGUAUUUGAGUCCGUCCUUCUGCGGCGCCGAGAGGGUGGCCACCUCCUUGAGAAUGUCCCCUACUAGCUUGGUCUUGGCGUCACCCUUCUUGAGCUUCAGACGAGAUAUCACAACCUGAUUCACGAUACACACAAACAAAAGCCGUGUGGGUCCCGUGUGUCUUCACUGGUCGGCUUGGUCACCUUGGUGAGGCAUCUCCCUCCGUCUCUCCUCAGCUCCCGGAUGAUGCGGUCCUUGAGCUGCUUGUACUCGCUCGGAGGACCCCUGCAUCCACACAAACACACGUACGUCAAGGAUGUGUGAUUUUCGUUCUCUCCCCGUCCCCCCGUACUUGGUCGGCUGCAUGAGCCCUGGCGGCGCCCCAGGUGCCCUCUCUGGCGGCCCGGCCUCGGCAGAUGGGGCAGGGGGGCCGUCUCGUGAUGGCGGCCCCUCCGCCUCAUUCUCCUCCUCGCCCUCGUACGCCGCCAGCUCGUCAUCGGCAGCGACCUCCUCAACAUCCUUCAACAGGUGCUUGACGUCCUGGACGACACACACAUGGCACGAUGAUGUGGGUGGGUGAGUGGUCGCGUGGCGCAUAAGACUGACCUUGCCGAAGUUGGUGAGGGGCUCGUCUCUGUCAUCCUCGUCGUCAUCGUCUGACGGCUCCUGACACACACAGCCAACACACAGGCACGUCAGUCCCUCCCUCCCUCCCUCCCUGGCCGCACCUGCUGCGCCUUGGCAUUCGCCUCGGCCUGAGAGUCUUUGUCCUCCUCGUCGUCACUGGCCCGGCCAUCGUCGUCCCAGUCCCACUGCACGGCGUCCUUCUCGAGAUUCAGCAUGGCCAGCGACCUGACACGACGCGGCAAUGGAUAGUCCAACACACGUGACGUUAUGGACUGCGUAUGUGUUGUGUGCUAGGUACGUACGAGUCAGGUAUGUCGGCCUCCUUCCUCCCCUCGCCGCGCUUGAGCUUCUUCAUGCGCGCCAGCUUGUGGCGCUCAGUGCUGCAUGGACCACAUCACACCGACCGGCAUAGAGGAAAGGUGAGGUAGAUGGACGGAAUUAACGUUGCUUCUGUGUAUGUGUGUGUGGGCAUCUGGGCAGCGUACUUACGUUUUCCUAACGUCUUCUUCUUCGAAGACGUCAUAGUCGUCCUCAUCCUCAUCGGCAUCCACAUCGUCCUCCGGCAACCGACGCUUCACUGAACACACACACCGCACAAGUGGAUCCGUAGACAGGCAGAGCAGCCAUUCAUCGGAUGUCACUGACCUCUCUUUGCUGCGGCGGCAUCCUCUUGCUCGCCCUCCUCCUCGUCGCCCUCCUGACCAUGGUGGAGGACCUUGCCUGCACCCACACCAACCCACAGACACACCCAUGACUUAGGCACCAUGUGGGCGCGGCGCUUCGGAUGCACUCACGAUCGCGGGCUCUUUCGGCAGCCGCCAACGCAGUCUUCCUCUGAUGGCAAACCAAACGAAACGCAGCCAAACGCAACAACAAUCAGAUCAGAGAUGAGCAUCCUCGCCAUUCUCUGAGCGCUAUUUGCCCACCGUUCGUUCCACUUCCUCCACUGAGAGCUUCGUCUUGCGCAUCUUGGGCUGGAAGUCGUACCAUGCCGACAGAGGGAUGGCCUCAGCACGAUUGCCCUGCACACAAACACACAACAGCCAACACAUGUGAAAGGAUGCACACGCACAUCCAUGUCAGCUGUUCGUUCCUUCCUUUGGCUGUUGACCUGUUCGACAACGACGAAGUAGGUUGAUGUGUCGAGGGCACUCUUGGAGCCGCUGAACUCCUUGUGGCGUGGAUCACCGCUGUCCCGCAGCAGCCAGGGCAGCUUCUGGAUGUCAUCCUGAGUCAAGGGCUUCGGCGGCUGGCUCUCCUCGCCCUCCUUCGCCUCUGGCUGAACACACCACAGCACCACAGGCACAGAAAGAAAAGCACACAGAUCAUCCAUCCAUCCAUCGACAGCAAGAUCUAUGGCUGUGUGUGUGUGUCUGAGCUUACGACGUCUUUCAUCAUGAUGAGCGGCUCCGUCAGCUUCCGCAGGUUGACAUCUGGAGGGUACUUGGCGGCGAAGAAGCUCUUGAGGUUCGCCUUCUUUGACAGACGAAGCUCCACGGUGCCGCGACGACCGUCUGACAUUCUUGGUCACAGGAACACGCAGCGUAAGGUCGGGAUCACUUGCGGCAGCCCAUGGCUGUCCUCAAAAGCCAUACGUGUUCAC
Vitrella brassicaformis is the source of this 2425-nucleotide messenger RNA. NCBI's taxonomy places the organism in Eukaryota, Vitrellaceae. The record is from the annotation of a GenBank genome assembly.